This is a messenger RNA of Amoebophrya sp. A25, 2475 nucleotides long. NCBI's taxonomy places the organism in Eukaryota, Dinophyceae, Syndiniales, Amoebophryaceae. The record is from the annotation of a GenBank genome assembly.
AGCCAUUUUUCAGCUUCUGUUACUCAUAAUUGACAAGCCACCCCUGUUGCUGUCGAUCUCUUCGUGAUCGUCCGUAAUAUCCCUUAUUUAUCCUUGAGCAGGUUGUAUUUGUUCGAGGUAUCCCCCUCGAUGUCAUUUAACUACUACAAAAUUGAUUUUCAUUGAGUUUGGUCGAACGCUCUCAAAAUUCGUUCCUACAUAGAGCCUCUCUGAUGCGAAUGUUAGUCAGGACUGGCUUAUGACAUGAAAAUAUUGGAAUCCAUAUAAUCACACAGCCUCAUUUUACAUGAAGAAAAUGUUCAUGAUGUCCCUCUGGCCAUAGACGGACUCACAUAGUCUUCGACGUGGACAGUUCUCGUAUUGAGGCGUAACACCAGGAGCACCACAAUGGGGCAGACGUGUUGCGCAGGAGCGCCGCAGCAAGGCGCAGAAACGAUAAACAUAGACGAUGGCAAGUCAGAAUGGAAACCAGACUUGAGCAAUGCAGUCUAUACAGAGAAGGUUUUUCCAGUCGGGAAAUAUCAGGUACAAUUGUUCGCUCAGAAAUUCAUAUUUUUUUGUGGCGUGCCAAUAGUACUUGUUAAAACAGCUCGUGAUUUGCUUUCUGUCUUCGUAUAGUCUUUAGCCUUGCCAACGAGAUCACUGUUACAAUGACUCCGUCACGAAACAAAUCAGGGCCAAAUGCUUAAUGGCAUGAGGUGUGGAAAGGGUGUAUGCAAAUACAAUGCGGGACCAAGUUAUAAUGGACAGUGGUGGAACGAUAAGUGCCAUGGUGAAGGCGUCUUCACAGAUAAAGAUAGCACAUAUACUGGGUACUGAGACCACUACAUGCAUUGUUUGACAGUUUGUUGUGCUUGGUUUUGCUAUUGGUUACUUCUCCACGGCCACUUAUUUUAAAUAUCAUCAUGAUACGUUUGCGUUGUUGAUAUUGAAAAUGUUCACUUUGAUCUCGUCGAGUGAAGGCGAGUGGUGUUAAUAUCAGCACUUCUACCGUAGCAGGAAGUCGAUAAAGAUUUUUAAUUUAUUUUUGAUUUCCAUCCAAAUCAAACAGCCAAUGGGUCAGCGGUAAGAAGCAUGGUAUGGGAGAAGAGAUAUGGAAGGACGAUGGUACCAAGUACAAGGGUAUGCAUCAUAUGGGCAACAAGCAUGGAAAGGGAACCUAUGUGUGGCAAGAUGGUACACAACUUACUUUGACUUAUAAAUAGUUGGAAGAUGAUCAUGUAAAUAAUGAAUUGCAAUUGACGAUAGGAAAUUGAAUAGUAAUCGUCUCGCACACUUUUUACAUCCCAAGUUGGUGUCCAGUUCUGUUGGAACAUUCACAGGCUCAAGCUAUUCUGGGUCAUUCGAAAAUGACGUCUUCAAAAAAAAAUAAUACAGGUUCAAGCUACUCUGGUUCUUUCGAAAAUGACGUCGUGCAAGGAGAAGGAAAACUCAUCGAUGCAGAUGGUGGUGUGUACACAGGUCAAUUCUUGGACAAUAUGCAACACGGAAAGGGGACGUACGUGAGCAAGGAAGAUUAUGACCAUGAAAAAUUGUUUGUUGUUGUUGUUUUACUUACAUUAGAUCGAACCGAUAUCGAAUGAGAGGACAACAUGUACUUAACGCCUCCGCGUCUAGAAGUUAUCUCCCUGAAGACCACAGGGCUUGACUUUCGUUCCCUUUCCUCUCCGUCAACACGAAAACAAAACCCUAUCUUUCAUAAUGUUUCCAACAUUUUCAUCGCAGCUCUAGUACCCUCAACAUCUUUUUUCCUCCUCUAAUCCGGAAAGUACGAAGGCCAGUGGCACGAGACAUUGAAGCACGGCAACGGUACUGAGACGGACCUGAUUGCGCAGGUGAGCUACCAGGGACCAUUCGCAGAUAACUCCAGGCACGGAAGGGGCACAGAGAUAGAUCUCAAGACCAAUAAGAGCACACCAGUGGUCUACGUGAACGGAGUGAAGAAGAAGUAAAGAUGAGGUGGCCCUGUUAUUGUUUUUUCAGAUUUUUUCAUAGAACAGAAUCUGUCAUAAGGAGGAGGCAGGGAAUGCGCAGCCUCUCGUUGCCAAAUUCUAGGAGGCGAUCAACAUGUUGGAGCUGCUUUUAAAUCUGUACAAAUACUUAAUAGUCUACGAUCAAGAUCAUCGCUAAAAUAUUAGCUUAGUCUUAGAAGAAAUUCAUCCGGAAUUAAUCCGAAUUUCUGACUGGAAAAACAUGUUAACAAGUCUUACAGUUUUUACGCAUCAUUCAAACUAGUAAAAGUGAAUUUUCGCCAAGACCGAGUCUGGAACACGGACUGGAACAUCCGACGUCAUAGAAAAUGUAAACCUUUACAUGUUGUUGAAAACAUGGGAAAACGAAAAUCUGUGGUGCCAUGUACUUAAAUCGAUUCCGUUGAGAAAAAGGAGCACAUCAGAUAUCUUGUACAUUGAACUUUGGUAUUUCGAGCAUCUACUCAAAAUUAUACAGAAUAGAGAGAGUCGUGAAACAGGCAUA